Molecule: messenger RNA, 1916 nt
Organism: Poecilia reticulata (guppy)
Lineage: Eukaryota; Metazoa; Chordata; Actinopteri; Cyprinodontiformes; Poeciliidae
Gene: ch25hl1.1
Product: cholesterol 25-hydroxylase like 1, tandem duplicate 1
Biological process (GO): lipid biosynthetic process
Molecular function (GO): oxidoreductase activity; iron ion binding
Source: RefSeq, a predicted model, not a curated record
ACAGACAUGAGUUCAUAGUUUGCAGCAAUAUCCCAAGGACAGCAUUAUUCAGAGAAGAGGCCAAGUCGGCCAUGACUAAUUCAUUUAUUUACUGCUCCACAUUUUCUUUGCUAGACGAUGACAUGAAGCCAACAGGGAAUUUUGAACGUCUGUCUGCUACCUGAUUGCUGAAAACUGGGUUAUGUAGCAAACAGUUACUCAGACCGCCCAAGUCACUCUGCCAAACAAUGCUUAGUAAGGGAUACUGUAAUGUUGUAAACUGACCAAGUCAUAGAGCUGACCCUAAUUCAGAGAAACUGCAAAAGCAAACAGCACAUUUCAGGAAACUCACCAACAUGAAUUGGUUCAUGCUGUUCUGUUGGGAGGAAUGUGCUGCAUUCCUCCAAGAUAAUAUGGAGGAAUUAUCGAUACAGUGUGCUGUCCUGUUUUCAGAUCAUUGCAUUAAAUGUAUAAAUGUGUCAAUUUCAAAAUUAAUCAACACCAAUGAGCAUUUCUACAAAUAUCUGUUCAAGACAGAUAUAAAAAUGUGUAAACAGUGAUUUUGAUGGGAUUAAUCUUUUCAUGCAUAUGUCUCAUUACAGUGGACAGCUAUCUAAAAGCCAUUUUCUUGUGCUUCUUGUGGAUUUUUACAUUAUAAAUGCAGACAAACACUCUUGAUCUGUUUUCUAUUUAUGCUGGAUUAAACAUAAUCUGAAGCCCUUUGUUUCUUGUGUCUAAUGAACGUGCUUGGUAAGCUCACAUAGGUAUGUUUUGGCACACGUUGAGCUCUUGUGAGGAGAAAAGCAGGCGUUUCUUUUUUUUUUUUUUGGCUGAGAGCAAAGUCCUGUUUGUUGAUCUCCACUAUAUAAAGCCAGAUCUCAUCUCGAUCAGCAGCAGCAGCAGCAGCCCCAAACAGAAAGAUGCUGAACAUCAGUGAGCUCUCUCUGAGGUCCCCUCAUUUCAGGGCGUCCGACCGUCUCCUGCAGCCCUUCUGGGACCAUCUCCUUCUUCACCACCUGUCUCUCGUCUCGUCUCCCUUUUUGCCCGUCAUCCUCGCCUUCUCCAGCUACUUUUGCUUUAGUUUGCCUUUUGCUGUGUUGGACCUCUUGGGGAAAAGGGUCCCUUUGUUCCACAAGUAUAAGAUCCAGCAAGACAGGAGGCCAACGCURGKAAUGAUGGCCAAGAGCUUCAUGACAUCUCUCUAUAACCACAUAUUUUUUGUUCUACCGGCUGUCAUAAUCGGCAUGUUCAUACUGCCAACACCAACCCUGCCGCGAGAUGCUCCUACGUUAUACCAGUUGUUCUCCGAAGGACUGGCUAUACUGCUCCUCUUUGACACCCAGUACUUCAUCUGGCACUUUGUGCACCACAAGAACCUGCAGCUGUACCGCUGGGUGCAUGCAGUCCACCAUGAGUACAUGGCUCCAUUCUCCUGGUCCACGGAGCAGCUCAGCAUUCCAGAACUGAUGACCGUGGGCUUCUGGAGCAACCUGGACCCGAUUCUUUUGAGGUGUCACCCACUGAGCACAUGGUGCAUAACAGUUCUGAGCAUCUGGAUGUCCGUGGAGGACCACAUAGGCUACGACCUGCCCUGGACCCUGAACCACCUGGUGCCCUUCGGUCUGCUGGGGGGCGCCCCGGCCCACGACUUGCACCACCAGAAGCCCAGCAGCAACUACGCUCCCUUCUUCAGCCACUGGGACCGGAUCUUCGGCACUGCYGUGUCUCUGAAGAAGAAAAACGUUGAUUAACACAAAACAAUAGUCAACACAAUUCUGUAAAUAAUGCCUCUUUUAUAAAUAUGUUGUCUUGUUAAAUCUCUUUAUUUUGCUGCUGCACUUCUUGCAUUAUUAGCAUUUUUAAAAAUGCAUURAACUUGUACAAAUAUUUAAAUGUGUUUCAGCUUUUGUUCAAUAAACAUCUAUUUAUAAAGCAGA